CUCAGGUCAGCAGAGAGGAAGAAUAUUCACUCACUUCACAAGAAUAUGGAAGAAAGUCAGCAGCAGAGGUCUGGUCUUCUGAACGGCACCACAACAAGGAAGAGAGAAGACUAUCUGGAAUGGCCGGAGUACUUCAUGGCUGUGGCCUUUCUGUCUGCUCAGCGGAGCAAAGACCCAAGCUCACAGGUGGGGGCCUGUAUAGUGAACCAGGAGAAUAAAAUAGUUGGUAUUGGUUACAAUGGUAUGCCUAAUGGCUGUGAUGAUGACCUGCUGCCGUGGUCCCGAUCAGCUGACGACCGCCUGGACACUAAGUAUCCUUAUGUGUGCCACGCAGAGCUCAACGCUAUUAUGAACAAGAACAGUGCUGAUGUGAAGGGCUGCACCAUCUAUGUGGCUCUGUUCCCCUGUAACGAGUGUGCCAAGCUCAUCAUCCAGGCAGGUAUUAAAGACGUGGUCUUUCUAUCUGAUAAGUACCAUGACACGCCAGAGAUGACAGCUUCUAGAAGACUGCUCGGCAUGGCAGGAAUACAGUACAGGCAAUUCAAGCCCAAGAGGACUGAGAUUGUCAUUGAUUUUAAUUCCAUUAACCACCCUGGAAUACUGAACGGCAUGACCAAGUGAAAAUGCAAACGGCUCACCUUGGGGAGCGACUAAACGAGGCAGGGGGCACAGGGAGACUGACGAGAUGGAAAGAGACUACCCCUCUUUUCUGUAUGUCUUCUUGCCCCCUGAUUUGUCAAAAGGAAAUUCAAGGAUAUCCUGACUUUGGUGUCUUUUGAUUUUUUGAUUAACUGGGAUAUUCAAGAUGGUUUUAAUUUGAUGCUUCACCCAACGUGGCUGACAGGCCGAGGAUCUUUCUGUGCUGCUUUGACUUUUUUCUUUUUCUUUUAAAAAAAGUAAUAUAAAAGUACCUUUAGUGAUUGAUUUUAAAAUCUUUAGAAUCAGAUCUCAUGGCUGUCUGCUUCUUUUUUCAUUCAAAGAUGGUUCCAGGCUGACAGUCAAAGGGAUAUUCACUUAUUUUGACCUUUCCCAUUCAUCCUGCAGGCUGCCCAUCAGCUCUCUGUAUUGUCCUGUAGAAUACAGGGAGCUGCCCUGUGCUCUAUGAAAGCUAAUUAUCUGUUUUGGACUGUCUGGCUGUCCGUUCCCUGAAAGGUCAGCUCUGUUAAGAUGGUUGGCUAUUGGUUAACAGUGCAGAUGUGUGCUUCAAUUUUCAAUAUUAGUAAGGAUUGACUUUGCUCCUGUGAGGAUAUUCACUGACUGCAGUGAUUCCAACA
This is a messenger RNA of Scomber scombrus (Atlantic mackerel), 1274 nucleotides long. It is a transcript of the gene dctd, whose product is annotated as dCMP deaminase. The transcript has 6 exons. The record is from RefSeq and is a predicted model, not a curated record. The coding region runs from base 46 to 621 and encodes 191 amino acids. Gene Ontology annotation, biological process: dUMP biosynthetic process; dTMP biosynthetic process. Gene Ontology annotation, cellular component: cytoplasm. NCBI's taxonomy places the organism in Eukaryota, Metazoa, Chordata, Actinopteri, Scombriformes, Scombridae. Gene Ontology annotation, molecular function: dCMP deaminase activity; zinc ion binding.